Molecule: messenger RNA, 1574 nt
Organism: Rhinichthys klamathensis goyatoka
Lineage: Eukaryota; Metazoa; Chordata; Actinopteri; Cypriniformes; Leuciscidae
Product: deleted in malignant brain tumors 1 protein-like
Exons: 7
Coding region: 78-1256 (392 amino acids)
Cellular component (GO): membrane
Source: RefSeq, a predicted model, not a curated record
CAGACCUUGAAGUUGACUUUUUCUUGUUUAUCAGGCAAAACAGUCAAAUUAAUAAUUUUGUAUUUCUUUCAGGCACAAUGUUAAAUUCCUUGUGGCUCAUUCUCAUGCUAGAUUUCGGAAAUGGACCUUCAGUCGAAGCUUUUCUGAGGUUGAUGAAUGGUAUCGGCUUUUGUUCUGGACGAGUGGAGGUUCUCUAUAAUGGAACAUGGGGAACAGUGUGUGAUGAUGGCUGGGAUCUGUCAGAUGCUGCAGUGGUGUGUAGAGAGAUGGGCUGUGGGAAUGUGAUAGAGGCAAAGAGUGUUGCUUAUUUUGGACAAGGAUCAGGACAGAUAUGGAUGGAUGAUGUAAAUUGCGCUGGCACUGAGUCCUCACUAAAGAACUGUAGGACAAGUGGAUGGGGAAUACACAACUGUGGACAUCAUGAAGACGCUGGAGUCAUCUGUGAAGCCUUUAUUAGGUUGGUAAAUGGCAUUGACUCCUGUUCUGGACGAGUGGAGGUUCUCUAUAAUGGAACAUGGGGAACAGUGUGUGAUGAUGGCUGGGAUCUGUCAGAUGCUGCAGUGGUGUGUAAAGAAUUGGACUGUGGGAAUGUGAUAGAGGCAAAUAGUGCUGCUUAUUUUGGACAAGGAUCAGGACCUGUAUGGAUGGGUGCUGCACAAUGUACUGGGAUUGAGGCCUCAUUGAUAAACUGUACAUCAACAAGAUGGGGAAUACAGAGCUGUGAACAUUUAAAAGAUGCUGGAGCCACUUGUAAUAAUGUGAAGCUGGUGAAUGGUUUCAGUGCAUGUGAAGGAAGAGUUCAGAUUCGGCAUCGUGAGCAGUGGGGCGCAGUGUGUUACUCUGGUUGGGAUGUAGAAGAUGCUACAGUGUUGUGUCAAGAGCUGGACUGUGGAGAAAUUGCAGAGCCAAAGGCGUAUGUGGGUCCCUCAGUCGGGAAAAUAUGGAUGAAUAAUGUGACCUGUACUGGAAAUGAGCGGACUGUGAGGGACUGUCCUUUUACUGGAUGGGGUGUGAGCAGUUGUUUGAAUACGCUUCAUGCGGGAGUUUCUUGCCAAAAAACUGUGAGACGAGUUGUGGUGAGGAUUAUGGUGAAGACCAAGAUUGAAGUCAAUGUCAAUGACCCACAAAUCAAGAAGGAUCUUUUGGACAAGAUAAGGAAAGUGGUACAAAUUACAGGGAAGUAUAGUGUGAACUGGAGAACACAGCCUGAUGAGCAGGUAUUUCACAAACAGAAAACAGCCACAGGUCCUUUUUGAAUGACAGAAAAGCACGAAAACACAGACUCUAACCCUAAUUAUGAUAAAGUAAUGCUAUUUUCUCUGUUGCUUCACUGUCUUAUAAUCAAAAGUCAUCAAAAAACGUUCUAGGUGGGGCUCAAGUAACACUAAGAGCUAGUCAAUCAAAUCAGACCUUCCCACAUAAUUUGCCUGAGAACGAAAUGCCUCAUGAAAGAGAUGCCUUAUAUUUACAGCUCUUUUAAACAUUAGAAUAAUGAAUAUUAUAUAUGUGGAAAUGAAAUGUGUAUAUAAUGUACGGGUGCUUCCUGGUGUCAGAGAGAGACCAAAGUGAAAUAA